UAAAACGAAAAAAGAAAAGAAAAGAAAAGGAGCAAGGACGAAAUGGUCAAAAAGAGCGUUUGCAGUGUGUGAGGUUUAUCACAGAGCAUCGACUCUUGAGAAGCUCGGAAUCAAAACAUUGUUAGACUCGUUUAUUCUUUCUUUCUGUAAUUGAUCUUUUCAGACAAGAUGACUCAAGACGUGGAGAUGAAGGAGCAAGCAGCUCCUCCUUCCAAUUCUCUUUCAUCCACUGCCCCUUCCAUCUUCCACCAUUUGAAAGAGAUAGCAUCGUUGAUUGAGACUGGGGCAUAUGCUCGUGAGGUUCGGAGGAUUUCGAGAGCCGUGAGGCUGACUAUGGCACUGAGGAAGAAGCUAAAGGCUUCUUCACUAUCUGCUUUCCUCAAUUAUGUUCUAGUGCCUGGAUCUGAGGUGUAUUCCCGGCUAUCUUCCUUCCUACCCAAGGAAGACGAGCAGGAUAUGGAAGUUGAUACUGCAACAUCUGGAGCUCAGGCACCGAUUAAGAAUCCUUUGCCAGAGCUUGAGAUCUAUUGCUACUUGCUUGUAUUGAUAUUUCUAAUCGACCAGAAGAAAUACAAUGAGGCUAAGGCUUGCUCCUCAGCAAGUAUUGCUCGUCUGAAAACUGUCAACAGGAGGACUGUUGAUGUACUAGCUUCUAGGCUUUACUUCUACUACUCUCUGUGUUAUGAACUUACUGGUGAUCUUGCCGAAAUUCGAGGUAAUCUCCUUGCAUUGCAUCGGAUUGCAACAUUACGCCAUGAUGAGUUGGGUCAGGAAACACUCCUUAAUCUGCUGCUGCGGAAUUAUCUUCACUACAACUUGUACGAUCAAGCAGAGAAAUUGAGGUCAAAGGCCCCCCGUUUUGAAGCUCAUUCAAAUCAGCAGUUCAGCCGAUACCUCUUUUACCUUGGAAAGAUCAGGACAAUCCAGUUGGAAUACACUGAUGCUAAAGAAUCUCUUCUUCAAGCUGCUCGUAAAGCUCCUCAGGCUGCUCUUGGUUUCCGAGUUCAAUGCAAUAAAUGGGCUAUUAUUGUCCGGUUAUUGCUUGGAGAGAUUCCAGAAAGGACUGUUUUUAUGCAGAAAGGCAUGGAGAAAGCAUUAAGGCCAUACUUUGAGCUGACAAAUGCUGUUCGCAUAGGAGAUCUGGAGUUAUUUAGGAAAGUUGCUGAGAAGUUCUCCAGCACUUUUAGUUCAGAUGGAACUAACAAUUUGAUUGUGAGACUCCGGCAUAAUGUCAUUAGGACUGGGCUACGAAACAUCAGUAUCUCAUACUCUCGGAUCUCGCUGGUUGAUGUUGCAAAAAAGCUGAGGUUGGAUUCUCCAAACCCUGUUGCUGAUGCUGAGAGUAUCGUGUCCAAAGCAAUUCGAGAUGGUGCAAUUGAUGCGACGUUGGAUCAUGCGAAUGGAUGGAUGGUAUCGAAGGAGACUGGGGACAUCUACUCUACAAAUGAGCCUCAAAUUGCUUUUAACUCAAGAAUUGCCUUCUGUCUGAAUAUGCAUAAUGAGGCUGUGCGUGCUCUUCGAUUUCCUCCAAAUUCCCACAAGGAGAAAGAAAGUGCUGAGAAGAGGAGAGAGAGACAACAGCAAGAACAAGAGCUUGCUAAGCACAUAGCUGAAGAGGAUGAUGAUGAUUUCUGAUUGGGUCUAUUAUCAUGAGAUGAACAAGGAAGAUGCUGUGUUUAAGAUUUCCCUGCCAUUUGAGAUUUGGAUAUUUAGCUUAUUCCUUGGAUUAAACAAAUAUGCCUCAUCUGCAAUUUCUUUUGGCCUUCUAUUUCUCCUAUUAUGAAGUACCAGAUUUCAUAAUUAAUGUUUUUACUGUUAGCAAAAAAUUUGCUGUGGAAUUCUCUCA
Molecule: messenger RNA, 1846 nt
Organism: Nicotiana tabacum (common tobacco)
Lineage: Eukaryota; Viridiplantae; Streptophyta; Magnoliopsida; Solanales; Solanaceae
Source: RefSeq, a predicted model, not a curated record